CCCAUCUGCUCCUUGCUCUGCUCGUGGGCUUGGAAGGGGUUGGGGCCUCGGAGCAGCGGCUUUUCCAGCCCUCCUCUGGCUGGCCCAGCAUGGAUGGAGGAAGGCAGGGCUCUCAGCUGCCUGCCUCCCCCAGACCCUCCAUUCAUCAAGCAGCGGGAGACCUCAUGGUGGGAGGCAGGCUGCCUGUGUUCCAGCCUUGGGCAGGGUUCUCUGAUGAGAUGGAUCUGUAGAUGGGCUGAUGAUGCCCCAUGCCAUGGCAGCAACGGGCUCAACUGGACGUUUGGAGGCCAUACGGAGUUUCUGUUGUCCACUGACUCUGCAGGACACAGCCAGUUUCCUGCACACACUAGAUGCCUUAUGGACCUUAUGGGCUCCCACUGUCUGGCUGGAGGCAGAAGGACAUCCUCGAUCACACCGUUUCAGUCUUCUGGAACUAAAACAUGUUCGAGAUUGGCAACAUUAAUCAAGGAGGAUCUGUGGGAAGCUUUGGACGGUGCCCAGGCCUGCCCCACUGCGAUCCUGUUUUUCCUGCUUCUUGCAGGCUCCCGUGACACGCAGCCAUCCCAUGGAGAUGUUCAAGUGAGCCCGUUCCUGAGACCAGACCUUCCCGGAACAGUAGCCGGAGGACAGCCCGGCUCUCCCUGCGAGAUGGAAGCCCAGGGGGUGUCCAGCCUCCAUCUGUCUGUGAGCCUUCCCAGGGGCCCUGCAGCUCCUAUCAGGCCAUAGGCUUGACUGGACGUAGGCCAGCGGUGGGAGAACCUGCUCUGGCUGGCAUUGCAAGGUGCCAGGCACACCUGAGCAGCCGGGCAGGUGUGACAGAUGCCCUGGACCACAUGGAGCUGGCUGUGCCUUGCGCACACGCCACCGUCCCAUCCCACCUCCCCUCUCCAAACCUCCCUCUGCUUCCCGGCUAGCUCAGGUGUGGCGCAUCUGUGGCCCAUUGGCAGCUUUCUUGCCCGCAGUGCUAGGGAGCUGUCAGGUUAAAAGCUGGCUUGCUCGAUUUGAUCCCACAUGUGAGCUGUUUUAUUUCCCUCUCUCUCCCUUACAUGGCUUCGGUGUGCUUUUAUAAAUAUUUCACUAGCCUUGCUAAAGUCUAUUUCA
This is a messenger RNA of Nyctereutes procyonoides (raccoon dog), 1101 nucleotides long. RefSeq lists its product as uncharacterized. Bases 94 to 726 code for a protein of 210 amino acids. The transcript is spliced from 5 exons. The record is from RefSeq and is a predicted model, not a curated record. NCBI's taxonomy places the organism in Eukaryota, Metazoa, Chordata, Mammalia, Carnivora, Canidae.